AAUCCGCACACUUGGCGUUUCUCGGUCGCGGCGUGCGGAUACCCGUGACGGUCUGUCCGCCGUUUACUCGUCGUAUUCCGCGAUCGCGUUCGAUUUCCGAUCACGCGCCGAGUCAUCGAUCCGCGAGUCAUCAUCCACCGAACCGACGACCAUCCCCGAUGUCAGCCAUGUCGGUGAUCUACAAGAACUCGAUGAAUGCCAUCGGCAAGUUCGUGCCCGAGAGGCUGCAGCCUCUGUGGAAACAUCCAGCUGGUCCACAAACCAUUUUUUUCUGGGCGCCAGCCUUCAAAUGGGGUCUCGUAAUCGCCGGUCUUGGUGACUUGCAAAGACCAGCGAAUAAAAUCUCCAUCAGCCAAUCGUGUGCCUUGGGCAUCACGGGAUUGAUCUGGACCAGGUACUCCUUAGCCAUCACCCCAAAAAACUGGAAUCUCUUUAGCGUGAACCUCUUCGUCGCGUUCACGGCCAUAUAUCAAAUAACGAGAGCCCUGAGGUAUCAGCAACAGCAAGCAGCUUUGGAGGCAACGAAGGCAGCUUCGUCAGACACAGCUCACUGACGAUAAUCAUCAUAUAGAUGUACAUUCCUAGGGAACGGAAAAAAGGAAUAUUUAAUUCUUCACUACUUCGCGUGAAACGUUUAUGUUACCGUUUAGCAUGUCGGGACGAAUAGUCUAGUGACGUGCGUACCUAGCAUAUUUGAUAUGUCUCUUAAUAAUGAACAAAAAGAAAAUGAAAAGAUAAAUCGGUGAUAUAUCAGUUAAAUCACAGUUAAAUCACAUGACUGACUCAAAUUCCUUAGAUUAUAUAUUAAAAAUAUUAUAUAGUUACUUUCGAUCUAUCGAUGAUCGGUCCAUUACAUAGCAUACAUUUUUUAAUGGAACAAAUAAAUGUGCUGAGUAACUCUAAUGUUCAUUUCUACCGAUAUAAAUUAAUCUUAUAGUUUGAUUUAUUCUUUAUAUUUUUCUAAUUCUUAGAAUUGAAAAAAGAAUGAAUGAAACCGAAAUUAAUAUUAACCUAUUGUAGAAAUGAAUAUAAGAGAGCCGAUUGACGUCGCAUAAUUUUCAUAAUUUUUCAACUGUUCUCGUCUGUUGGGAGAUGUUGGAAAGGAACAAACUUUACGUAGGGUAAAUAAAAGGUCGAUUGAACUUUCUGGUGCCAAACUGUGAUAUGUGUGACGCACAGUGUGCGAUAAAUGAAUACUGUACAUUACGAAUAGAUAAAAAGUACAACUAUAAGGACAUGGAAUGGGUGGAAUCCUGUCGAGAAAGGUCAGGUCAGGUGUAACGAACAUCGCAGAUUCGAUGCAUCGUAUAUAUCGCCCUAUCAAUCUAUCGACUACGAUUGUACCUAUUGUAUUCACCUACGUACCUCGAAACGUAAGGGUGCUCAUAGUGCUUCUGCAUGACAUAUCGACACGCGACAGUUCGAAGAGAAGCGGACAAAUGUACAAAGUAUCAGAUGUAUUAUUUAAAAACAUUUUAUGUAUAAUGUCUUAAUAUCGACAUUGUAACUGCCUCAUUCUGAUCAGUUAAUAAAAUUACGGAUAUUUUUGA
Molecule: messenger RNA, 1550 nt
Organism: Pogonomyrmex barbatus (red harvester ant)
Lineage: Eukaryota; Metazoa; Arthropoda; Insecta; Hymenoptera; Formicidae
Biological process (GO): pyruvate import into mitochondria
Cellular component (GO): mitochondrial inner membrane
Source: RefSeq, a predicted model, not a curated record